AUGGCUGUCAAGCUAGAUAUGUCCAAGGCUUAUGAUAGAGUGGAAUGGAUGUUUUUAGAGAAGCUUAUGGAGAAAAUUGGUUUUUGUCCUAAGUGGAUUCAAUGGAUAAUGGAAUGUGUAACUAGUGUGACUUAUUCUGUGAACAUUAAUAGGGAAAAAACUGGGUUUAUUAGGCCAAUUAGAGGUUUGAGACAGGGGGAUAUUUUGUCUCCUUACCUUUUUCUGAUUUGUGCUGAAGGGUUUUCGUCUCUGAUUAAGCAAGCUAAUAGUCAAGGUUCCUUGACAGACGAUUCCUUGAUCUUCUGUAAAGCAAGUGAGGGAGAGGCAGGCCAGCUAAGGAGGAUUCUGGAGGUGUACAGGAAGGCUUCAGGUCAGUUGAUCAACAUGGAGAAGUCCUCACUGUUCUUCAGUAGGACUGUGGGUCAAAGACAGAAGAUGGAGGUGAUGAAUGUGCUCCAGGAAAUGCAGCAGGUCUCUCAAAGCAAAUAUCUGGAAUUGCCUCUAGUUAUUGGUAGAUCAAAGAGACAAGUCUUUGAUUUUAUAAGGCAAAAAACAAUAGCUAGAUUGAAAGGAUGGAAGGAGAAAUUGCUAAGUUUAGCUGGGAAAGAGGUGCUUCUGAAAUCUGUUAUUAUGGCCUUGCCCACCUAUGUUAUCUCCUCAUGUCUUCUCCCAAAAAUAUUGUGCAAGGAGAUUUGCUCAGAAAUGACAAAGUAUUGGUGGGUCAGAAGGAGAAGGAGCAUAAGGUGCAUUGGCUAA
Coffea arabica (coffee) is the source of this 756-nucleotide messenger RNA. The record is from RefSeq and is a predicted model, not a curated record. Lineage: Eukaryota; Viridiplantae; Streptophyta; Magnoliopsida; Gentianales; Rubiaceae.